Maylandia zebra (zebra mbuna) is the source of this 4212-nucleotide messenger RNA. RefSeq names its product nucleotide-binding oligomerization domain containing 2 (gene nod2). Gene Ontology annotation, biological process: regulation of apoptotic process. The record is from RefSeq and is a predicted model, not a curated record. NCBI's taxonomy places the organism in Eukaryota, Metazoa, Chordata, Actinopteri, Cichliformes, Cichlidae. Gene Ontology annotation, molecular function: protein binding.
UGCGUCUAUGCCACAUCUCCGCCUGUAUUUAGCUACCAUAUUAUGGGAGGGACUUGGAAUCAGGGCAAGUUUCACUUUCAGCUGCAGAAUAGGGAAGAGGUAGGACCCUAUAACUCUACAGCGGCUCUGUUCGUAUGACAGAGGGAGGAAAGAAAGCCAAGUAAGUUUUCACACCACAAGAAGCAGAAGUAACCACAAACUGAAUGUCCCUGAGCAUGGGCACUGAUAUGGAGAAAGAAUGCUUGCCGAGGAACUAGUGCUUAAACAAAGGACGAAGAUACUGCAUGCACUGUGCAGCAGUGGGUCAGCUGAGCAUCUGGAGAGGGUUCUGGAUAUACUGCUUGCCCAGGGGGCGCUCAUAUGGGAGGACUACCAGAACAUACAGGUACCAGGAAGAACACUGUAUACCAAUGCAAGACAGCUGCUUGAUCUGGUCUAUACAAAGGGUGUGGACACAUGUGGGCUCUUUCUACAUGCUCUCAAACUGGUUUUGCCUGAAGCACAGGCAGUGGGGCUCUCUUUCUCCGAAUCCUGCUCAAAUCUAGAAGAAAACGAUGAACGUCAGAGCACUUCUAAUCAAACUCUUCUGGCUCAACGACCGAGCCUUGUCCACAAGCUUCAGGGCUGUGUUGAUGGUGUUCUAGAAGCUCUGCUGGAUUCGGGUCACUUUUCUUCAGCUGAUUGUGAUGAAGUGCGGUUACCUAUAUAUACUCCCACCCAACAGAUCCAGGCAAGGUUUUUACCACUUGGUGCCUGUCUUUGUGCUAAGCUAAGCAAGGCAAGGCGUCUGCUUGACCAUGUUAGAUCCAGAGGUGAUUUAGCAGCAUCGGUUCUCCUGCAGUACAUUCACCAAAAACAAGAACCUGGAUUGCCACUUAACCAGAGGGAACUGACUCCUCCCAAAGAGUUUUUAAAGUACCAGAAGAAGCUGAGCAGCUCUGUGUCUGCUCAGGCCUGCUUUCUCAGCACUUAUGGGGGAACUAGCCAUAUGUCUCUUGAUGACAUUUACACUGACGGCGAGCUGGAACUAGCUGAAGUUAAUGCCCAUGGACCUUUGGGAUUGGAAGACAUCGUUGGUUUGGCGGGUAUAGUGAAUGAGGAGGCCGACACAGUGCUAGUAUCUGGGGAGGCAGGCAGUGGAAAAAGCACCCUUCUCCAGAGGCUGCACUUGCUUUGGGCUCGAGGGUUAGCCCUUCAAGACUUUCUCCUUCUAUUUCCAUUCAGCUGUCGUAGGUUGAAUUCAGAGCACAAUGAACUGUCAGUCCAGGAGUUGUUGUUUCAGCACUGCUGCUGGCCAGACCGGAAUCAAGAAGAAAUUUUCCAGUUCAUCUUGGACCACCCGCAUCAAAUCCUGUUCACUUUUGAUGGCCUGGAUGAGCUCAAGCAGAGCUUUACAGAUGAACACAGAGUUUGCUGCCCCACCCAGCGUGCACCUGUUCAUGUAUUAUUGUUCAACUUAAUCCAGGGUUCCCUCAUGAAGGGGGUGCAGAAAGUGGUCACUAGCCGUUCAGAAGCAGUGAGCCCAUUGUUAAAGAAGCACCUACGCAAAGAGGUUGUCCUGAAAGGGUUUUCCCCAGCUGGGAUUGACUGUUUUGUACGGAAACAUCACAGGGACCCCACUGUAGCCGCUAAGGUUUUAGAGUCAAUGCAGGCGAACACAGCUUUACUUGGACUCUGUCACAGUCCAGUUCUCUGCUGGAUAGUUUCACAGUGCCACAAGGAGCUGCUGGGCUGUGGAGAAGGCAGCCCCAAAACAAUUACAGAUGUUUACCUGAUGAUCUUACAGCACUUUCUCCAGCACCAAAGUCCUCUGAAGAGCACGAUGGGUUUAGGCUGGCUACAGGAGCACCUAAAAACAGUCCUUCUUCUUGGACAGCUUGCAUUUGAGGGGAUAAGAUCCACCUGUUAUAUUUUUUCAGGUACAGACCUUGAAGCAUGUGGUGUAACUGAAAAGGAUAUCUGCAUGGUUUUUCUCAUAAAAAGCAAAGAUAUGUCCUCUACCCACUCCAAGUGCUAUGAAUUCAGUCAUGUGACAUUGCAAUGUUUCUUUGCUGCUCUCUUCAUUGUUUUGUCAAGUAACACUAACCGUUCAGUUAUCCCAAAGCUCUUUGAGCUAGAGAACAUGAGGGAGACAGGUCUGACCCGUGUCUGCUUUGGAGCCUGCUUGCCUUCCAGUGAUCAACAACAGCAAGCUUCAGAGAAGGAAAGUAAAGCAGCAGAGACACCAAAUCUGCAAAUCACAGCCAUGUUUGUGUCUGGACUAUUGUCCCAGCGCCAUCAAAAUCUGUGGCUCCACUGCUGCCCCAGCGCUGCGGUGGAAAAAAAGGCCAGACAGGUGGCAAAAUGCCUUUCCAAAGGCAUUCAGAAACACUUUAGGUCCAUUCCCCAACCUGUACAAGGGGAAAAGAAGAGCAUGCAUGCAAUGCCCGACUUUGUGUGGCUUAUAAAAUGCCUCUAUGAGAUGCAGGAGAGUCAGAUAGCUAAAGAUGCUAUGAGCAAGUUGGAGGUGGACCAUCUGAAAUUGACAUACUGUAAUAUCGGACCUGUAGAGUGCACUGCGCUUGCUUAUGUGCUCCAGCACUUAAGAAAUCCUGUAGGCCUCCAGCUGGACAACAACUCUGUGGGUGAUGUUGGAGUGGAACAGCUUCUCCCCUGCAUGCACAUUUGCAAUUCCCUUUACCUCAGAAAUAACAACAUUACAGAUGAGGGCAUCCGCAAACUGAUUGCUAAAGUCAUCCAGUGUGACAGCUUUCAGAAAAUUGCGCUCUUCAACAACAAAUUAACUGAUGCUUGCAUGCAGGAUUUUUCUUAUUUAUUGAAGACCAAGCAGGUCUUCAUUUCUUUAAGGCUAGGCAACAAUAACAUAACAGCAGAAGGAGCAAAGCAGCUGGCAGAGGGACUGAAAGUCAAUCAAACCUUGGCGUACUUAGGGUUAUGGGGCAAUAGGAUAGGUGAUGCAGGAACUGAGGCCCUUGCUAGUAGUCUUGAGAAAAGCAACUCUCUGGUGUGGCUAAGCCUGGUAGGCAAUGGUGUAGGGAGUGCAGGAGCAUGUGCCCUCGCUAAUCUCAUCAGGAAGAGCACAUCACUGCAGGAACUUUGGUUGACAGAAAACUGCAUAACCAGAACAGGGGUUGAAUGUCUGAUUCAAGCCCUUAAACACAAUACAUAUGUGACAUCGGUAUGGUUAAGAAACAAUGAUCUCAGUUUGGAGGAUGUAGAAGAAAUGAAGCAACUGGAAUCAAGACUGAUCUUCUGAUUUGUAUUACAGUGGCAAAGGACUUUACUUUGCAAGAAAAUGUAUUUUAUUUAUUACAGGAAUAGUUUCUAUUUUUAUUUGAGAUUUAAAAUAUGUGUAAUAGGGUUUAAAAAAAUUUGGAUCAGUGUUUUUUCAAGGUUGCAAAAUACAUACACCUCUUUAUUGGGUUUUUAUAGGUGGAAGUGGUGUGGCAUUGCUUUAUACCAUAACAAAUACUACCUUUUACAUCACCAACACAACUUCUACUACUCAUAGUAACAGCAGAAGUGUUAUUUUUAUUUUUUGUUUCUUUAUUUUAUUUUGUAGUUGUUAGUGGAAAGAGGUGUGAAAUUUUACUACAGAAUGUAAGACUGUAUAGUCUGUGGUUACCGUUAUGGAAGAGUUGUAACACCUUCAUAUCCUUCAGUCAGAAACAGCUACACAUGUCCAGUUACAUUGUCUUAAGGUUACAAAAAAUGUUACAUUUGAAGUUUGCAUAGAAGGGCAGAGGCAAAUAUGCUGUUUUGGAGUGGGAAAAAAAGAAAAACAAUUUUCUGUAUCAGAUCAGAUGUAUGUUUUUACUGUACUGAUACAGAAAACUGUCUGGGACAUUUACAAAGAGUAUUCUUACAGUCCUUGUUGUGCAAGUUAAAAGGAGAAAUUACUGACAUGACAAGUUUCAAUUUUUGUUUAUUAAAACUUAUCACAGCAGAAAAGUUUAUAGAGCACAUUUUGUUGGAUGUUUUUUUUCUGGUUGUUUGUUGUAGGAAUGAGUUUACAACUCUGUGGAAUGUUUGGUGGAAAUUGGGUGUAUUCUGUUUUACACUAUAUACUAUAUUUAUGCUGUCUAUGUUACCUGUUUUUGUCAUGUGUGUAAACUGGUUUCUAUUUUCUGUCUUUUAAUAUAAUGCUCAUUAAGCAGAUAUGUAAUUAAAAAAACAUCCUAUAAAAAGAUAAUUCCCAUUCUGUUAAUCCUG